UAUGCCGCAUAAAGGAUCGUGACGUCAGAAUAGCGCGACACAUCUUUGUCAGUGAACAAAAUGGCGUCUUACUGUCUCACUGUCAGCCGGCUCCAGCAUGCCUUGGGCCUGGGUGUGCGGCGGUUGCACAUCACAACCAGGCUUAGUGCUCGUGGCAAAGUGGCGAUGAGCCGUUUUGAGCCCAAUAACUUCCUCAACUAUGAGAAGCUCCAGAAAAACAUCGAAAUUGUCCGUAAAAGACUGAACCGGCCCUUAACUUUGUCCGAGAAGAUUGUAUAUGGCCACCUUGAUGACCCCGUUGGACAGGAGAUUGUCCGUGGCCGUACCUACCUUCGUUUACAUCCAGACCGUGUGGCCAUGCAGGAUGCUACUGCUCAGAUGGCGAUGCUGCAGUUUAUUAGCAGUGGGCUACCUCGUGUGGCAGUUCCAAGUACCAUCCACUGCGAUCACUUGAUUGAGGCCCAGGUUGGUGGUGCGAAGGACUUGGAGAGAGCCAAGGAGAUGCAUCAAGAAGUGUACAGUUUUAUAGCAAGUGCUGGGGCUAAAUAUGGUGUGGGAUUUUGGAAGCCCGGGUCUGGAAUCAUCCACCAGAUCAUCCUUGAAAACUAUGCAUAUCCAGGAUUGCUACUGAUUGGGACAGACUCUCACUCCCCUAAUGGAGGUGGCCUUGGAAGUAUUUGUAUUGGUGUAGGUGGAGCAGAUGCUGUUGAUGUCAUGGCAGGUAUUCCCUGGGAGCUGAAGUGCCCAAAGGUGAUCGGAGUUAAGCUGACCGGUUCUCUUUCUGGCUGGACUUCCCCUAAAGAUAUCAUUCUGAAAGUAGCUGGCAUUCUGACUGUGAAGGGGGGUACAGGAGCCAUUGUUGAGUACCAUGGCCCUGGCGUAGACUCCAUCUCCUGCACGGGCAUGGCAACAAUCUGUAACAUGGGAGCAGAGAUCGGUGCAACUACAUCCGUGUUCCCAUAUAACCAUCGUAUGAAGACCUAUCUAAAUAAAACUGGACGAUCUGAAAUUGCUGCAUUAGCUGACGAAUUCAAGGACAAUCUGGUUCCAGAUAGUGGCUGUGAAUAUGAUGAGGUCAUUGAAAUCAACCUCAGUGAGUUGAAGCCUCAUAUUAAUGGGCCCUUCACUCCUGAUCUGGCCCACCCAGUUGCUGAAAUUGGAGCUGUGGCUGAAAAGAGUGGUUGGCCCCUGGAUGUGAAAGUCGGGCUAAUUGGCAGUUGUACCAACUCCAGCUAUGAAGACAUGGGCCGUGCGGCAGCUGUUGCCAAGCAGGUCCUGGACAAGGGAAUUAAAUGUAAGGCCCAGUUCACUGUGAGUCCUGGCUCGGAGCAAAUCAGGGCCACUAUCGAGAGAGACGGUUAUGCCAAGAUUUUAAGAGAUGUUGGUGGAAUUGUAUUGGCUAAUGCCUGUGGUCCUUGUAUUGGGCAAUGGGACAGACGUGAUGUGAAGAAAGGUGAGAAGAAUACUAUUGUGACCUCAUUCAACAGGAACUUUACUGCCCGUAAUGAUGCCAACCCAGCAACACAUGCGUUUGUCACCUCCCCAGAGAUUGUGACAGCCCUGGCUAUUGCAGGCACUUUGAAAUUCGACCCUGAAAAAGACUUCCUAACCGCAGCCAAUGGAGAGAAGUUUAAGCUGCAGCCACCAAAUGCAGAUGAACUACCUGCACGGGAUUUUGACCCCGGACAGGACACCUACCAGCACCCACCCUCCGAUCCUGGCAACCUGCGUGUUGACAUCAGUCCUCAGAGCCAGAGACUACAGCUUCUGGAACCCUUUGAAAAUUGGGAUGGCAAAGAUUUCGAGGACAUGCAGGUCCUCAUUAAGGUGAAAGGAAAAUGCACUACAGAUCAUAUCUCUGCUGCUGGACCCUGGCUGAAAUUUAGAGGUCACCUGGACAACAUCUCUAACAACAUGCUUAUUGGUGCUGUCAACAUCGAAAACAACAAGGCAAACAAUGUGAAGAACCAGCUUACAAGCGAAUAUGGAGCCGUGCCAGACACUGCACGAUACUAUAAGAAAGCUGGAGUGCAGUGGGUAGUGGUUGGAGAUGAGAACUACGGAGAGGGUUCAAGUAGAGAACAUGCAGCUCUGGAGCCACGACAUCUUGGAGGAAGAGCCAUCAUCACCAGGAGUUUUGCAAGGAUCCAUGAGACAAACUUGAAGAAACAGGGGCUUCUGCCUCUCACUUUUGCAGACCCAGCUGACUACGACAAGAUUCGUCCUGAUGACAAAAUCUCAAUACAAGGCCUGAAGAAGUUUGCUCCAGGGAAGCCACUGAAGGCGGUCAUCAAGCACAAAGAUGGCAGCCAAGACACAAUCCAGCUGAACCACACCUUCAAUGAGACCCAGAUUGAAUGGUUCCAGGCUGGCAGUGCCCUCAACAGGAUGAAAGAGCUGCAGAAACAUUGAGAAUGAGAAGACGAGCACGGGGGGGGGGGGGGGGUUGGGGGAACAAACCUGCACCUUAUGAGGGGGAUGUGUGGGUGGUGGUACAAUAUACCCUUCCUUGAGGAUAAAUGGGACAGAUAAAUUGGCAAAGUACAUCAAGUCCUUACUGUCGUCGUGUCGCUCUCUUGCUGUCUCCCCAAAAGCAGCACCCAUCUGCGUGCGUCAUGGAGUUUUGAAUGUGUAAACCUCAACUGUCAAAAGUGCUUGGGCUCUGGAGUUUGUCUUGUUAGAACAUCUAAACCUUAUCAUUAAAACAAUGAAAAUUGCCAGUUUGUUUUGAUUUGUAAGCUUAUCCGCACCAAACUGCACCAGCGUCAAGAUCGAUUUAUAAAAAUAUGAAAGUAAUUGGCUUGUCGCUUGUGUUGUGCAAUUCAUUUUACGGCUGUGUAUUACUGUAAAUUGUAUUUAAUCUACUAACGCAUAAUGAUCAGUCGCUUUCCAUCCACUGGUUAUUUUAAUCUGGGUGUCUAUGUGGCCAUACGGUUCUGUCUUUUCUCAAACACCCCUGCUGCUGUAAAAUGAAGUUGCUCUUGUUACAUGAAAUGAAAGUGUGAAUAAAAGUACUUUUUUGUGGGA
Erpetoichthys calabaricus (reedfish) is the source of this 3027-nucleotide messenger RNA. RefSeq names its product aconitase 2, mitochondrial (gene aco2). Gene Ontology annotation, biological process: tricarboxylic acid cycle. Gene Ontology annotation, molecular function: 4 iron, 4 sulfur cluster binding; aconitate hydratase activity. Gene Ontology annotation, cellular component: cytosol; mitochondrion. Bases 61 to 2412 code for a protein of 783 amino acids. The transcript is spliced from 17 exons. The record is from RefSeq and is a predicted model, not a curated record. NCBI's taxonomy places the organism in Eukaryota, Metazoa, Chordata, Cladistia, Polypteriformes, Polypteridae.